Molecule: messenger RNA, 390 nt
Organism: Trypanosoma brucei brucei TREU927
Lineage: Eukaryota; Euglenozoa; Kinetoplastea; Trypanosomatida; Trypanosomatidae
Exons: 1
Coding region: 1-390 (129 amino acids)
Source: RefSeq, a predicted model, not a curated record
AUGAAAUUCCAACAGCUCAGCUCCCCGUCGCACACGUCCCAAUUGCUCCCAAAAACAAGUUAUUUUUCCCUCAUUUUUUUCCCCCUCUCUUCUGUUCAUUUCUUGCUUUUUUUUUUUUUGAGUUUUGCAUUAGGUGAACAAAUGAAUUCCAGUGAGGAAAACAGAAGGCCAUGCACUUCCAACUAUUCAUUUAUUUAUUUAUUUUUCCUUUUCACACAAUUAUUUCCCUGUUUCUCUUGCGACGGGAACAAAAAAAAAAAGAAAGAAGAGUUUCCCACUAAAAUCAUUAAUAAUAAGAAUAUUAAUAAUAAUAAUAAUGGAACCUGCUCUCUCAGUUCUACAUUAGCAAAACGUAUCCGACUGCUGCAUCGUACACACAUAAAUAAAUAA